AAUCAAUUGUUAAGGUUCAUGCAAAACAAAAACUAUGUUAAUAUUGCUAAAAGUGAUGAAGAGGAUGACCAUACCUCUUCCAAAAAGAAGGGUAUUUCCAAGACAAACCUUACCGCGGUAGGUAGGCUUGAUAGUCGCAACCCAGCUCUUGGCGAUGAUACCAACUUUCAAAUGCAGUCUUCUGCAUUUAUUAGUGUUGAUAAGUCUCUGUCAGCCAGAGAGGAUAAUACUAAAAUAGCCAAUCAUACUCUUAAGAGAAAUAAUUCAUUUUUAAAGAAAACUCGUAAAAAUCUUAGAGCCAAGAAGAGGAAGAAGACCCAGGAGGAAAUUAACCUCCUUGAGGCUUACUUUGCUAAGGAUCCAUCCUGGGGAAGAAAAACAGUUAAGGCUCUUAAGGCGGAAGUUCCUAACCUGUCUGUUAACCAAAUUUAUAAAUGGGGAUAUGAUAAAAAGUUGUUGAUGAAAAAGCAUAAGGCUCAAGAAAAGGCGAAAAAGUCAUCAACUCAGCUUCCCAAGGUCGAGGACGUACAGAAUAUUAAAUUUGAACAGGUCAAAAUUUCUGAUUAUAAUCUGGAAGUUGAUGAACUUUGUAAAUUAGACUCUACUUCUACUCAAGAUUCAACAAGUGAAAAUACAAAGGUUACAUGAGUAUCUAGAUCAGCUCCUCCUACCAGACGUGGCUCCCACCUUGGUUCCACCAGUGGUGCCAUCAGCCUGCCAACUGCCGCUGCUGAUGACUUCACAGUUGUUGAAGACGACUCUUUCUUCUACGAGCGCAAAGACCAAGCUGUGUUUUACGUAGUCAUCAAUGGCAGCAACAGAGGAAUCCCUCACAGAAGAGCCGGCCGGAGGGGACUCUUCAGGGUCCCAUCUGGAUUUGCGAACAUGGACUUCUACACUUACAAGGAGGAAGCGUUCCAGAAGGAGGGAGACACUGCGUUUUUAGGGGAACUGUACAAGGAAGACUAA
Molecule: messenger RNA, 969 nt
Organism: Moneuplotes crassus
Lineage: Eukaryota; Ciliophora; Spirotrichea; Euplotida; Euplotidae
Source: the annotation of a GenBank genome assembly